Molecule: messenger RNA, 843 nt
Organism: Trichoplax adhaerens
Lineage: Eukaryota; Metazoa; Placozoa; Uniplacotomia; Trichoplacea; Trichoplacidae
Exons: 11
Coding region: 1-843 (280 amino acids)
Biological process (GO): spliceosomal complex disassembly
Cellular component (GO): spliceosomal complex
Source: RefSeq, a predicted model, not a curated record
AUGGGAGACAUUACGAAUAUCGAUUUAUACCAAUUUCUGGGUGUUCCAGACGAUAGCACAGAAAAGGAGAUAACAGUUUCAGCACACUUGAUCAUUGAUGACUGUGCAUACAGAAAGAAAGCUAUCAAGUGUCACCCCGACAAGAACCCAGAUAAUCCUGCAGCUGCUGAGACCUUUAUCAAGCUUUCUAAAGCGGUCGAAAUUUUGACUGAUAAAGCGGCCAAGAUAAGUUAUGACCGACUACGUAAGGCACGUAAAGCGAAAGAAAAACGUGAUGCUGCUCUAGAUGCUACGAGAAAAAAAUUUAAGCAAGACUUGGAGGAAAGAGAAAGAAGCGUAAGAGAUGACUAUGUCGAUGAAGCUGCAGAAGCAAAGAAAUUGCGUGAUCUUGUCGAAAGAAUAAGAGCGGACGGCUCUCGUAAACUGGAAGAAGAAAAAGAAAUGUUAAGAAAGCAAAUCGAAACAGAGAUUGUUGAAAAAGCUGAAGCCCACGAUAACGAACAAAAAAGUUACACAUUGAAGGUUAGAUGGAACUCUGCAAAAAGUGCUGAUGCUAAUCCUACGUAUGAUUAUGAUACAUUAAUGGAAAUAUUUAGAAAACAUGUUCUAUCUGAGCAAGAAUCUUUGGGAAGUUCAAGUGAUCCGUUAAGAAUUUCUUGGGUUGGCGAUAAGCCAACUCCUUCCACAAAAUUUAAUCGAACCCCAUUUUCAAGUGAAAGCGCAAAUUUUUCUAAUCCUGGCCUGGUUAAUGAUCGUGAUUACGAAUCCCUGACAUUAAUGCGUCUUCGACAAGCAGAAGAAAGAAAACGGUUGGAGGAACAAAUUGCUACGGAAGAUGACUAA